This is a messenger RNA of Exophiala dermatitidis NIH/UT8656, 2268 nucleotides long. RefSeq lists its product as uncharacterized. NCBI's taxonomy places the organism in Eukaryota, Fungi, Ascomycota, Eurotiomycetes, Chaetothyriales, Herpotrichiellaceae. The transcript is spliced from 2 exons. The record is from RefSeq and is a predicted model, not a curated record. The coding region runs from base 1 to 2268 and encodes 755 amino acids.
AUGGAGCGAGACGACCGUGACGCCUCACGCUUUGGUCCGAUGGUGGGAAGAAAAGCGCCUUUGACUGGGGCUGAUUCAAACGUCCAGAUGAAUGCAGCAAACGAUUCAGGACUGAACAGCGAACUGACCACUUUGGCGCCUGCGGGAACCUUGUUUGGCGGGACCUUACUUCCAGACGCCGGAGUAGCCAACGCCCUGGCAUACCCCUUCUCAGGACUUGGAGACCCAAACAAAGAUUCUCACACUUUCAUGGCUCGGACCGAAAUGGCUGACAACAAUGGCAUUGCUGCUGGCACGGCCGACGACAAGCCCAGCAGUAUGGCAAGUAUCAUGCAGAACCACGCAGCACAAGGAUGGGACUGGAUCCCGGAUCUGGUGGACGUCCCCAAUACUCUACUGCGCAAGGUCCCGGAGAAAGAUGUGCGCGCGGCGGAGCUGGAAGGGCAGUACUACCAUCCGAUCAUGCGGCAACUGCAAAUCCGACCUGACCAAUUCGACCGGUUCUACAACGGGGUGAUCCGCCACAUUCGAAACAAACAUACCGAAGAAAUCAAGCGCAACACCGAUGCCAGUCAUAGACAGCUGACCACCCUGGUCCUGCGAGGCUUUGGCUACAUUAUCUGGACAGCCGGCUCAGAGUGGACACUUGACGACAACGACCUUGAACCAGACGAGGUGAGAUUGACACAUGUGAGAGGCGAAGGCAAGGAGAACGAGGAGAACGUCCGAUUCUUCCCCAUCUUCAAAGAGCUGUGGACUCGAAUGCGCAACGUCCUCUUCGAGCCUCGACCCUCAGCAAGACCAGCUCCCCGCCGACGACCUGCUAUCGAUCCAACUGCCCGACGUCGACGACCCGAUCCCAGACGUACACGCACCAGCACUCUUACUGCUAACGACACCACAGACACUGCCGCCGGUGCGGAUACUUCUGCCCCUUCUUCUUCCUUUACUCCUAAUCCUGUCAACUCGUCAUACUAUACUGCCGACGAGGUUUCCGCUCAGUCUACCGGAGGACCAAGUCAAACCUACUCAACCAUGGCACCACCAACCACCAAUCCUUCCGGACAUGGUCAAGGUCAAGCCAGCGGCGGCGGAGCCUCUCGUCGUCCUGCAACACUCGAAGAGCGAGUCUUCUCACAGGUUCCGGCUCAGUUGCCUCGCAACAUGUCCGCAGGUGAGACCGACGAUGCCAUCAUCGAUCUCAUCGCAAUGCUCGCCCGGAUCCGUGCUCGAAGUGACCCGGAGGUCUUCGCCGCUCUGUGGGAACAGCACAUCAUGCGAAUUGACGAGUACGACGCAGUUGAAGCACAGAAUGCUCAGGACGCCAUGGCAGAAGCACGCGCCACAUCUGCAGCUCAACUGGGUCUCACUUCAGGUGGUAAGCUUCCACCAAACCUACCCUCCCCAUCUAGUACCAGAAGACAAACACCCAAAGAUCUAACAUAUACCAAACCAGAUUUCGAAGACUUUACCCUCUUCCCCGAUGUCGACAACAAUGCAUCCACCACCGGUUUUCAAGGCACUACCCCCAACUCAUCGCAAGCCAACGAGCCAUGGGCAUCGUCCGGCAACCCCGUUCCACCGACCCACGCACAACGUGCCGCCUUGACCCCGAUUCGCCCGGCCAUCAUGUCAAUCUACAUUACGGUUCAACACAUUGCCACACCUGUCCUGCUUCCCGUCGACAUCAAUGCUGUCUUUCGACCCACCGCAGCCGCGACCACGGACCUCUCUCGUCAAGCGUACCAUUGGCCCGACGCGCCCGUGGAACCAGAUCGCAUCGUCCAGUUCUUCAUCGGUAUCAACCGCCGCAUUGAGGAUAUGACACCCAAAAUCCUCGGGUAUGUCUUUAGCUAUGGCUGGAAUGAUUCGAUCCGUUUUGUGUCCACCGGACGACUUGAGUUGCGAAAUCUAGAUGAUUUUGUCAAGGUUGAGAACGAGGAGACCAACAUCAAGGAUGGCAACAAGGCUGGAAACAACGACAAGGGUGGCAAUACAAACACCGACGAUGGCAACACCAAUGGUGGCAACGGCAAUGGCAAUGGGGGUGGCAAGAACAAGAAGAAGAAGAACAAGAAGAAAAACAAGAAGAACCCACCCGUCCCAACCACCAUUCCUCAGGAGGACGACGACUUUCAUCUUGACCAAUACCGCUUCUUGACGAUUGGAUGGCAGCAACUGCAAGAUGACCUCGACCACGCUGCUCGUCAGGGUGUUCGAGUCUACCGAAUGAAGGUGGGCGUGGUGGCGUUGGCCCCUGUUGUUUGA